AUGAGAUUUGUUGAUAGAGUGUUGUCGUUUCGUCAAGAUGUUCAUUCACCAUCUAUAAAGACAUUCUGGUUCUGUAUUGAUUUUCAAUUUAAAAAGUCUCGGGUUAACGAAUGGCUUUCUACUGUGCUACGACAUGAAGUUGAAGAAAUUGUUCUCUUGGAUCGUAAAGGUAUAACAUUUCCUCCAUGCCUUUUUACUUGCGAGUCGCUGACUAAAUUGGUAAUAACCAAGUCUUCCCUCGAACUUCCGGAAUUAGUUAAUUUUCCUAAGCUCAAGAUCCUAGUACUCUAUGUCACAUUGGAGAAUGAACACUUGAUUCAAAAGUUGCUUUUCAACUCCCCUGUUCUUGAAGAGUUGGUUUUGCAAAUAAGUGCACCAUAUUUACAGUCAUUCGAAUACUCUGGACUUCUUGCAAAUGAUUUUGUUCUGCAUAAUUUCUCCACAAUGCUUGAUGCGGAAAUUUUCAUUUCACGUCCAUCGCCAGCAGAUUCAAGGGAAAAGGGUGAACUUGGUAAUCUUUCAACAAAGCUUUUCAGUAGUCUUUCUCAUGUGAAACGUUUAAGAAUAUCUGAUUACUUCUUAAAGCUUCUUUCCUAUCAAGAUCAUUUCCCAGCGAAUUUGCCUUCCUGUUAUAAUUUGAAUCAUUUGGAAGUUACGAGUGCUAAGGGUAAUCUUCCCUGUCGGAUUGUUGGAUUACUGCUCGACUUUCUCCAUAUCUCACCUAACGUGGAAUCACUGGUUUUCUUGGAACCGAUUCCAGAAAGAUUUCGUAAGAUUGUUUCUGGAGCAUGCAAAAGCUUUACAGAGGGUAAGAAUUACAAUUUCAGGUUGUUGCAGUCAUCAAAUUACUCCAAAGUUCUUGUCAAGGAUAUUGUUCUGCAUCAUUUCUCAACACUACUUGAUGCAGACAGUCCUUUCACUUCCAGCAGGCAAAAGAAGUUGUGA
This is a messenger RNA of Papaver somniferum (opium poppy), 945 nucleotides long. RefSeq lists its product as uncharacterized. The record is from RefSeq and is a predicted model, not a curated record. NCBI's taxonomy places the organism in Eukaryota, Viridiplantae, Streptophyta, Magnoliopsida, Ranunculales, Papaveraceae. Bases 1 to 945 code for a protein of 314 amino acids. The transcript has 4 exons.